Paraphaeosphaeria sporulosa is the source of this 2027-nucleotide messenger RNA. Its product is annotated as MFS general substrate transporter. Gene Ontology annotation, biological process: transmembrane transport. The coding region runs from base 37 to 1551 and encodes 504 amino acids. Gene Ontology annotation, molecular function: transmembrane transporter activity. NCBI's taxonomy places the organism in Eukaryota, Fungi, Ascomycota, Dothideomycetes, Pleosporales, Didymosphaeriaceae. Gene Ontology annotation, cellular component: membrane. The transcript has 6 exons. The record is from RefSeq and is a predicted model, not a curated record.
GAUGGAACGUCGACGAGUUGACAACUGCUCGUUACAAUGCAUACACCCAGCGACGCCGACUCCGAGAAGCGCGGUGCGUACGCGAUUGAGCGCGUCCCAACGAGCAAUGAGCACCUCAUCAAUGGGUACAAACCCUUGACCGACGAGGCCAAAGCCCUGGACAAGCGCGUCAACUUGAAGCUUGACUUCAUCGUCGUGCUUGUACUGGCGAUUGACUUCAUCCUGUGCGGGAUCGACAAAACGAACAUUGGCUAUGUUGCUACAACGAAUAUGGUCAAGGAUGCAAACAUCACCCAAGAUGAUAUUGCGGACUCAGUAUCGAUUCUGUCCGUUACCUUUAUCACAUUGCAGCCAUUUUCUACCGCCAUCGGACGUCGCAUAGGACCAAAAUACUGGAUCGCUUGCAUGAUGACCGCUUGGGGAGCUGUGUGCAUGGCUCAUGCAGGCACGAAGAACCGAGGGACCUUGAUCGCCUUAAGGCUGCUACUAGGCGCUUUCGAGGCUGGCUUUGUACCGACUUCUUUCUAUUACAUGUCUACCAUAUAUCCCAAGUAUUCGCUUGGGCUUCGCCUUGGGCUCUUUGCCGGCAUGUACUCUAUCGCCGGAGCUUUCGCAGGCCUAAUCGCAUAUGGCAUCUUCCAAGUGAAGCACCUUGCCGUGCACAAUUGGCAACUGCUCUUCCUAAUCGAAGGCGCCCUUAGCAUCCUUAUGGCUGUUGUCACAGUCAUUGUGCUUCCUGCCCGCUUAAAUACCGCAUGGUUCUUCAAGGCGGAUGAGGCUGCGCAUGCCGUAGCUCGUAUGGAAGCUGACGUUGCUGGCGCCUCACACGAGGGUGCUCAAAACAAGACUGGUGGCAUAACCCGCCGAGACGUCCUCGAUGCUGUCACCGAUUGGAGGAAGCUUCUCACGGUGGUCUUUAACGUUCUUGCCACGCUUCCCGUCAGUGCGUUCGGGUACUUCAUGCCGCUCAUAGUGAAAGGCAUGGGGUACUCUGGAGUCCAAGCGUCGCUUAUGAGCGUCUCGCCAUUCGUGGUCGGCGCAUGUGGGCUCUUCGUUUUCGUCUAUCUUAGCGAUCAUUUCAGGGAGCGUAGUAUAAUCGUCUCGUCAAGUAUGGUGCUGGCGAUUGUGGGACUUGUGGUCAUGCAUGUGAGCGACAAGCCAAAAUUGAGAUAUGGCUUCGUGCAUGUUUGUCUUGCCGGGGCAUUCACCGCGGGGCCACUGAUCGUAGCAUGGUUGGCAGGGAACACGCCGGAGAAGGCCAAGCGGUCAAUCAUCAUUGGUAUCAACGGCUACAGCAACCUUGCAGGCGUUAUCGCUGGGCAACUCUUCAAGUCUAAAUAUGGGCCGCACUACCGGUUUCCUCUCAUGAUGACAAUGAUCUUGAUUGCAAUCGGAGCAGUCGGUUUCAUAUCCAUGAGAAUGCUGCUCAUGUGGGAGAAUCGUCGGCGAGCACGCAUUAUUGAGACGUGGACGGCGGAGGAUUUUGAGCGAGAGAACGAGAGCCAAGAAAGGCGGGGUGACGCGAAAUUGUCUUUCAGGUACGGUUACUGAAAGGCCGAACGGGUACGUAGGAAUAGGUGAGAGGCACACGGCCACUAGUAGCCUCGAAAGUGAAAAGGGGUUUAGAAUUCAAAGGGAGUGGUAGCAAUACUCCUCCAUGGGCCCCAAAGCUGCGCACAACAAUCGCUCAUGUAUACGUUCCCUGUUGCGUACCUCCCGACUUAAUAGACUCGCCAUAGAUGUUGCAUGUUUCAAGACAAAAGGCCUCCGCGAUUCCACUUCUGGACCGGUGGCAAAAGCCAAGCACGCGUCGGCGCAUUCCAUGUACCCUUCAGAGUCGCAGCGCUUCGCGAUGUUGUCGCUCACUUCGCUAACUGCAGAUACUAUACGGAUCUUCAGAAGUUGAUCCUGCAAACUUAGGGGAAAAUAGCAUCGGCAUGUGUGACGUAUGACGGCGUACAAGGGCCGCGUGGUCAGAGCGCGCUGCGGUUUAGAUUGGAGUUGCCAAGGUAGCGGCAGCCAGAGCG